AUGAGGGUGAAUUAUGGGCGCACUGCAGCAAAGUGCCCCUUUCCUGCAGAGGGUGAUGGGCUGCCUCUGACAGAGGCACCCGUGGUUGGAGAUGGACAGCAAACCACAAAACGAUGUCUUCGAAGUAGGCCUGAACGCGUUGCAAAGGCUGUUUACGUUGGACGUCCUGAAGGCAUCGCAAGGCACUUGCAUCUCGACAUAGCUUAUAUGAAUCCUAUAGCUAUGGCCAGAGCACGAGGUCCUGCCCCAAAUUCAGGACCAACAAUUCAAGACUACUUGAACAGGCCAAGACCRACGUGGGAAGAAGUAAAGGAACAACUAGAAAAGAAAAAGAAAGGAUCCAGGGCUUUGGCUGAGUUUGAAGAAAAGAUGAAUGAGAAUUGGCGGAAAGAACUGGAAAAACAUAGGGAGAAAUUACUGGGUGGAAGUGAGAGCUCCUCCAAAAAGAAAGAAAAAAAGAAAAAGGAAAAGAAGAAAUCUAGUAGGGUGAGCAAAUUGUCUUCAUCUUCUUCUUCAUCAAGCUCUGAUUCUUCCAGCAGUGCAUCUGAUUCAGAAGAUGAGGAUAAAAAGCAAGGGAAAAAAAGAAGGAAAAAGAAGUAUCGCUCCUCACGGAGGUCUUCAGCAAGCUCGAUUUCUGAGUCCGAGUCCGACAGCAAGGACGGCAUUAAAAAGAAAAAAUCAAAGGAGGACCAUGAAAAAGAGAAGGAUGGCAAAAAUCAUCACAGGAAGAGGAAGAAGGCUGAUCGUGGUGAUGGACCUUUAUCAUCAGAAUCUUUAUCAGAAUCAGAUCAAAUAGAACAGGUACAAGCGAAAAAGAAGAAAAACAAUGAGGAGAAAGAUAAGGCAACAGCAAGUAUCCUUCUUAUUGUUACUGUAGUUUUAGGAUAUAAAUAUGGUAUAGCUAGUUAAUUUCUAAUUCCAAGUUUUUCAGUUAUACAAAUGUCUUAUGGCAAAAA
Messenger RNA from Nothoprocta perdicaria, 956 nucleotides. It is a transcript of the gene FAM133B, whose product is annotated as family with sequence similarity 133 member B. Bases 1 to 909 code for a protein of 302 amino acids. The transcript has 11 exons. The record is from RefSeq and is a predicted model, not a curated record. Lineage: Eukaryota; Metazoa; Chordata; Aves; Tinamiformes; Tinamidae.